AUGAGCAAUAAAGGCGGGCCGACUCAGUCGUCCCUCCAUGCAUUCUUCGCGCCUAAGCCGACGCAGUCUGGGCGUACCGCCAACGAUGCUGUGGACUUAACUGGCUCUCCGCCGCGGAAGCGAGCGCGCCCCUCGUCGCCUUCCUCCACUUGUGCACCACCAGCAAAGCGCACAGAGUCCUCCAAAAAUAGCUCGAGUUAUUUCAAGUCGCCGGCACGACCACAUUCCAAGGCGCCACCCGCGUCGUUCGAAGAUUACCGCCUUUCCCGCACCAGGGAAGGUUGGGAAAGUGGGUCGGCUCGUCCACCCCGAGAGCCUCGUUCCGAAGAGGCACAGGCGCGACAUGAGGCCUUCCUUCGUGUUGUAGAGGGACCUGGGUUCAAGCGCCGCCGUUCACUUCUCCUCGACGAGGCGAUGGCCGCUGAGGCCCGCCGUGCGGAUGGAGGUGAUUGCGAGGAGCUGUCCGCAGACGCCACACCAGAAGUUGAGGAGGCUGUCUCUGCGCUCCGCACCAAGUAUGCUGCUCCAGCGAAGCGCGGACGGAACAAGAAGGAAGAAGAGAUGGGACCGAGUGGGAUGACGUACACUCCGCUCGAGAAGCAGUUCAUGGAGAUCAAGGCCAAGUGGCCAGACGUGCUGCUCAUGAUGGAGGUCGGAUACAAGUACAAAUUCCACGGAGAAGACGCAAAGACAGCUGCCCGGGAACUCGGCAUCAUGGCCUUCCCAAACCGCAACUUCUACACCGCGUCUAUUCCUGCGCACCGGCUCCACAUUCACGUGAAGAAGCUCAUCUCUCUCGGAUACAAGGUCGGCGUCGUGUCGCAGAUGGAGACGGCUGCGCUGAAGAAGGUCGGCGACAAUCGGAACACACCUUUCGUUCGCGAGCUCACAAACUUGUACACAGCGGCGACUUACGUCGAGGAGUCAUCCGUGUCGUCGAGCAACCUGAAAGACGGGCCACUACUACCGGGGGCGGCCCCACCACCGACAAACGCGCUGGUCGCACUUGUCGAGGCAGACACAGGCGACCGCGCGCGCAUAGCGCUUGUAAGCGUCGUCCCGAACACAGGCGAAGUCGUGUACGACGAGUUCGAUGACUCGCCUGUGCGCUCCGAGCUGGAGACCCGUCUCACACACCUGCAGCCCGCCGAGCUUAUCCUCCCGAAGACCAAGCUUAGUAAGACAACCGAGAAGGUGCUCAAGUACAUCACACACUCGUCACCAGGCGAGACGGUGCGUGUCGAGCGCGUCGACGUGCCGGAGUACAGCGAGGCGUUCGACUUCCUCGCCGAGUUCUACAAGAGCAAGGGCCUGGGGAAAGAACAGGAGCCAAUACACCUGACGGACGCGGAAGGUUGGGACGUGCUCAUGCGCGAGGAUGGCGAUGGGGAGCAAGUUGAGGACCCCAUACGCGUGGCACGCGGUUUCCCUCAUGCCGUCUUGGCACUGGUCAACUUCCCGAAGCAGGUUGCCGUCGCCCUGGCAAUUGAGAUCUACCGGAAUCAGACGGAUGGAGGAGCCUUAGGUAGUCUCCUGUGGCUUCUUGACCACACCAAGACCCGUAUGGGCCGCCGCCUCAUGCGAGAAUGGAUCGGCCGACCAUUGCUCGACGUCCACGCCCUACGCACCCGCAUUGAUGCGGUCGAGGAGGUCAUGACAAACAACACUUACCACAUGGAGAAGCUGCGCAGCUUGCUGGUCAAUAUGCCAGACCUCGUGCGCGGUCUUACACGCGUGCAGUAUGGCAAGGUAACCCCUAGCGAGCUCGCGACGAUUCUCACUGGUCUGCAGCGUAUCGCCAGCGAGUUCAGAUUGAACGAAGGCAAGGUGUUCAAGUCAGAACUGUUGAACAGCAUCCUCGCCAGCUUACCAACGAUUCUGGAACCCACGAAGGAGCUUCUCGGGAUGAUCGACAUGAAAGCGGCGAAGGCGAAUAACGAGGGAGAUUUGUGGGUCGAUGUUGACAAGUAUCCCGACGUUCAAGAGGCCAAGGAUUGCAUCGCGUUGUCUGAGAGUGAGCUCGAUUUUCAUCUCAAGGACGUCCGCAAGACUGUGCGGCGUCCAGCCCUCAACUACAUCACGGUCAGUGGGAUCGAAUACCUUGUGGAGGUUCCUGUACGCGACGCAAAAAGCGUGCCCGCGAAGUGGGUCAAGAUCAGCGCGACGAAGAGCGUCGUCCGUUUCCACACGCCCGAGAUCAUGCGCCUGAUGAAGGAUCGUGAGCAGCAUAAGGAACUACUCGCCAACGCCGCGAAGGGCGCCUUUCAGGAUUUCCAAGCACAGGUGGCGGAGCGACAUGACUUGCUUGUCGUCGCCAGGCAAGUCGCCGUCGUCGAUUGCCUGCUCUCCCUCGCCAAGGUUGCGCUCGCGGGCGGGUACACAAAGCCCGAAUUUGUGGCUGAGCCACGCUUGGACAUCGAGGGCGGACGACACCCCAUGGUCGAGGCGCUGCGUGAAGACCAGUACGUCCCCUUCGACGUAUCAUUCAGCGACGCCGAUGGGCACGCUAAGGUGAUCACCGGUCCGAACAUGGCGGGCAAAAGCAGCUGCGUGCGCGCCAUUGCCCUCAUCGUGUGUAUGGCCCAGAUCGGCUCGUUUGUACCCGCCUCCAAGGCGGUGCUGGGCUUACACGACGCUGUGCAGACACGCAUGGGUGCGGCGGACGACCUUGGGCGCGGCAAAAGUACAUUCAUGGUCGAGCUGAGUGAGACCAGCGACAUCCUGCGCACCGUGACGCCUCGCACAUUGGUCAUCCUUGAUGAGCUUGGUCGCGGCACGAGCACUUACGACGGCGUGGCGAUCGCGUACGCCACCCUCGCACACCUGGCGGGUACUGGCGCCAACACACUCUUUGUGACCCACUACCCGAUGGUUGCGGAGCAGCUCGCACAGGAGUUUCCCACCGCUGUGAGCAACUGGCACAUGGCCUUCUCGCAGCGCACAGCGUCGGACGGAUUCGAAGAGAUCACUUUCUUGUAUCGCCUGGAGCGUGGUUUGGCAGACGCCAGCUUCGGAGUCUGGUGUGCGCGCUUGGCUGGCCUCCCGACGUCCAUCCUGCUCCGUGCGCAGGAGCGUGGGGACUCGCUCAAGGCUGACACGCGCGAGCGCGGCAUCACAGCCGUCGGGGCUGCCCUGCGUGCACUUCUUGAUGUGGCGAAAGAUGAGGACGGAGGCCGCAGGGCUGAAGUGGCUGAGGUGGAGCGGGCGGCGCGUCGACUCGACAGCGCGCUCGCGUUCGUACGCGCUGCGCCGCGUGAUUCUGGCGCAGGCACUCCUGCAUCAUGA
Molecule: messenger RNA, 3285 nt
Organism: Cutaneotrichosporon cavernicola
Lineage: Eukaryota; Fungi; Basidiomycota; Tremellomycetes; Trichosporonales; Trichosporonaceae
Gene: MSH3
Exons: 14
Coding region: 1-3285 (1094 amino acids)
Biological process (GO): mismatch repair; mitotic recombination
Cellular component (GO): nucleus
Molecular function (GO): ATP binding; mismatched DNA binding; ATP-dependent DNA damage sensor activity
Source: RefSeq, a predicted model, not a curated record